GAAUGUGCGGUGCGUGCGAUGUGCAGUGCAUCGAACUAGGGCGAACGUACGUUCUAUGCGGUCACUUGAGCUCGUCUGCGGAUCGGUAGAAAGCAAACUACGCUUUAAAGGCGGCUUGUUGUUAGUGUGGUGGCAUCGCUAUUUCCCGAUCAUCUCGAGCGACCAUCCUGUGCCCUGUGCUCAUGUGUGAAUCCACAAUUGGUACGAGAGCCACAGCGAGAGCAGGCGAGUUCAGUUAGCCUGUUCGCAGCAGUCGACUCGUUUGACAUGGCCACGGUUCCAGAAAGCGUAAGCCCCGAGCAGCGGCUUGUGUGUGCGAUCAUUCCGCCGCUCGAUUCCAAGCGGCACAAGGGCCAGGCGGGCCGCAUCGCCAUCCUCGGUGGAUCGCCAGACUACACUGGAGCGCCGUACUUCUCCGGCAUGGCGGCCCUACGAACAGGCGCUGACCUGGCCUACGUGUUGUGCCCGCCCAGCGCCGCGCAGGCGAUCAAGUCGUACAGCCCGGAGCUCAUGGUUAUGGCGCUUCCGGAGACCGCGGGCCCCGAUGCGGUCGCGGAACGGGUCUGCGAACUGCUGCCGCGACUGCACGCUCUCUUAGUCGGGCCAGGACUGGGUCGCGCAGAGGCCACGCGCGGCUUGCUCAAGACAGUGGUAGCGAAGGCGCGGUCGCUGUCCCUGCCCCUGGUCGUGGACGCAGACGCACUGUACUUCGUGGCGCAAGAUCCGGACAUGGUGCGCGGAUACCAGCGAGCGUUGCUCACGCCCAAUGCGGCAGAGCUGGAGCGGCUGUGCAACGCCGUGCUAGGUGUCAGGGCCGCGGCGCCGGACCGCGCGGAGGCGGCGCGUCAGCUGGCCCGAGGUCUGGGCAACGUUACCGUGCUGGCCAAAGGUUCGGAAGACGUCGUGACAGACGGACGCGUGAGCCUGUACUGUCGCGAGCAAGGCAGCCCGAGGCGGUGCGGCGGACAGGGCGAUAUUCUAAGCGGAGCUGCGGCAACGCUGAUGCACUGGAGUCACGCCGCUGAUGCUCCGGCUGGAGAUGGUGCCGCAGGUCAGCUGGCAGCAGCGCCUUUGGCAGCCCUGGGUGCCGCCAUGCUGGUGCGUCGGUGCAGCCGGCUUGCCUUCCAGAAGAUGGCACGCAGCACGCUUACAUCGGAUAUGCUGGCGGAGAUGCGCACCGCGUUUUCUGCCCUCUUUCCGGUCGACUGAGGUCUGCGCACCUAGAGUAGAAGGGCGAAGAACUGAAAACAAAGUAGUUCACCUAAGUCAUCUCUGAGGUCGAGUUAAGCAGUUCUGCGUGUAAUCGGAUAACUGCUCAUAAACCUGCAGUUAACUAAACCCGUUGCUGUCAAGGACGGGCGCAUGGGUUUCGUUUCAUAGGCGUUUAUUCUUCCAAUAAAGACAGCGUAUCUGUGCUGUGGCAUGCCCAGAGCGCUUAUGAAAGAAA
Messenger RNA from Dermacentor andersoni, 1447 nucleotides. RefSeq names its product NAD(P)HX dehydratase (gene Naxd). Gene Ontology annotation, molecular function: ATP-dependent NAD(P)H-hydrate dehydratase activity. The record is from RefSeq and is a predicted model, not a curated record. Gene Ontology annotation, biological process: metabolite repair. Lineage: Eukaryota; Metazoa; Arthropoda; Arachnida; Ixodida; Ixodidae.